AUGCUAAGCCUCAAGGCACACGCCUUCUCCGUGGAGGCGCUCAUCGGCGCCGAGAAGCAGCAGCAGCUGCAGAAGAAGCGGCGAAAGCUUGGCGCGGAAGAGGCGGCCGGGACCGCGGACGACGGAGGUUGUAGCCGCGCCGGCGGCGGCGGCGCCAGCGCCGGCGCCGGAGGAAAGGGCUCCUCUGAGGGAGACGAAAGCGCCGCGCUCCCGCAGCCAGCUGGGGCGGUGUCCGGGCCCGACCGGAGCUGUACAGACCUGGAGCGGAGCUGCGGCUCCGGCGGAGCCGCGGAUUUCCGCUGUACAAGGCUGAGGGCGACCGCGAGGUUGCUUUUCGUGCUAUCUCGCCGCUUUGCUGCUUGGCUAGAAGCGCAGGACAGCCCGGGAGGUUGGCGGGAGACGGGUCUGAAGAGCUUUUUAGAAGUUACCUCUCUCCGGGCCGAAACACGAGUUCUAGACCCCCGCGGCGGCGCGAAAUAUUUUUGGGGCCUUGACCCCGCCGAGGCCGGGCGGGUGGGGUGGACGCGGCCUGCGCCUAGCUCGGGCUCCGGACUUGGGGGCCACGCAGGCCUCACUCGAGUGCUCAGUGUCCCCUCAGCGGGCAGACAGCGGGUGUUUAUCGAUGGGCCUGUUAGAAGGCUCAGAUGGCACCAAGGCUUCUCGUUUUCUCCUGGUUCUCCCUCUCCUCACCCCCUCCAGGGGGUUCGCGUCUCCCUGGCCGGCUUCACCUCUCAACUUCUCACCCAUUCCACCCUCUCUGUCCUUUUCUGGCCAGGCGGUUGUGAGGACGGCUUCCUGCAGGGAGCUUCCCCACUGGCGUCCCCGGGGGGCUCCCCGAAGGGGUCCCCUGCACCUGCCUUGGCCAGGCCCGGGACCCCGCUGCCCUCGCCGCAGGCCCCGCGGGUGGAUCUGCAAGGAGCCGAGCUCUGGAAGCGUUUCCACGAGAUCGGCACGGAGAUGAUCAUCACCAAGGCGGGCAGGCGCAUGUUUCCAGCAAUGAGAGUAAAGAUCUCAGGAUUAGAUCCUCACCAACAAUAUUACAUUGCCAUGGAUAUUGUGCCAGUGGACAACAAAAGAUACAGGUAUGUUUACCACAGCUCUAAAUGGAUGGUGGCGGGUAAUGCUGACUCCCCUGUGCCCCCUCGGGUGUACAUUCAUCCAGACUCACCUGCCUCAGGGGAGACUUGGAUGAGACAAGUGAUCAGCUUCGACAAGCUGAAGCUCACCAACAAUGAACUGGAUGACCAAGGCCACAUUAUUCUUCAUUCUAUGCACAAAUACCAACCUCGAGUACACGUCAUCCGUAAAGACUGUGGAGAUGAUCUUUCUCCCAUCAAGCCUGUUCCGUCUGGGGAGGGCGUGAAGGCAUUCUCCUUUCCAGAAACUGUCUUUACAACUGUCACUGCCUAUCAGAAUCAGCAGAUUACUCGCCUAAAGAUAGAUAGAAAUCCAUUUGCCAAAGGCUUUCGAGACUCUGGGCGUAACAGAAUGGGGUUGGAAGCCCUGGUGGAGUCGUAUGCAUUCUGGCGACCUUCACUACGGACUCUUACCUUUGAAGAUAUUCCCGGAAUUCCCAAACAAGGAAAUACAAGUUCGGCCACCUUACUCCAAAGUUCUGGGAAUGGUGUUCCUGCCACCCACCCUCAUCUUCUGUCUGGCUCCCCUUGCUCCUCUCCUGCCUUCCAUUUGGGGCCCAAUACCAGCCAGCUGUGUAGUCUAUCCCCGGCUGACUACUCUGCCUGUGCCCGCUCGGGCCUGACCCUGAACCGGUACAGCACAUCCUUGGCCGAGACCUACAACAGGCUCACCAGCCAGACAAGCGAGACGUUUGCACCCCCCAGGACUCCCUCCUAUGUGGGUGUGAGCAGCAGUGCCUCUGUGAACAUGUCUAUGGGUGCCAGUGAUGGGGACACCUUCAGCUGCCCACAGACCAGCUUGUCCAUGCAGAUUUCGGGGAUGUCCCCCCAGCUCCAGUAUAUCAUGCCUUCACCAUCCAGCAAUGCCUUUGCUACUAACCAGACCCAUCAGGGUUCCUAUAACACGUUCAGGUUACACAGCCCCUGUGCCUUAUAUGGAUAUAACUUCUCUACAUCCCCCAAACUGGCUGCCAGUCCUGAGAAAAUUGUUUCUUCCCAAGGAAGUUUCUUGGGGUCCUCACCGAGUGGAACCAUGACCGAUCGGCAGAUGUUACCUCCUGUGGAAGGAGUGCACUUGCUUAGCAGUGGGGGUCAGCAGAAUUUCUUUGACUCUAGGACCCUAGGAAGCUUAACUCUAUCAUCAUCUCAAGUGUCUGCACAUAUGGUCUGAUGAAGCCUUAAAGUUAAACUAUGUUUGAAUUUGUCUAAUGUAUUUUUUCUUCUUUUUCCUUUUUUUUUUGAAGCAAUAUGGAAGAAUCUAUCUAUAGCUUGUAAAAUGUACAUAUAAUAGGAAAUGAAGGCUCAUUGAGCUUUUUACUUUCUCAUGGUGAGAUUGUGAUUAUCUGUUGGUAUAUAUGUAUACUGUACAUACAUAACAUAGCAUGUGGAAUUCUGCAGCCUACAAAACCACACCCUCCCUUGAUUUUUUCCCCUAGUUCAUCCAGUUGCACAGAGUACUGGCAUAAAUGUAGUAUGUUUAACCCGUGUUCUUAGACUUUUUUAAAAAACAAUGGAUAAAAUUUGGCUAUGAUGCUAACCAGACUAAGACUUGUAACUUAAUUUAUAAGAAAAAUUCUUUAAACAGUCUCAUACUUCAGUGUUGAUAACCAGCAGUAACCAGCAUAGAGUCCUGUGAUUUCUGUUAUUCUUGGACACAGUAUGUGUGAGAACCUUAAAUGCAAAAGCCGGCUGAAGUUGUUAGUAUUAGAUAUGAGGUAUUUAUAAUCACGAAGGAUUAGCUUUUGUGUUCGUGCUUGUUCUUAUUUACCACAGAUAUUCUAUGACCUUGGGUCUGUAAAAACUCACAACCCAUAAUAAUUGUUGUUAUCUUCUUAAGAAAGGUGAGAGACUUGCCUGGUUUUUGUGUUUUUUUUUUUUUGGCACUUUCCAUUGGACACGUAAGAGGCACUUAUUCAUCUGCAGAGAAUAUAUUUCCAGUAUUAUGAUUUCUUGUUUUAUUUAGUUGAUCAAAUAGACCAUUAAAGAAUGUUCUGUAAACAUUACUAAAUUCUGAUUUUCAAAAGGGAAGGAAUAUAUGACUUGAGUGGAAUGGCAAAAUGAAAAUAAAUUCUCAUCAGAUUCUGUGAUUCCAGUGAGAAACAUCCAUCUUUUAAAUCAAGAAGAAUCAUAUUGUCAGCUAUUCCUUAGGUUUUUAUGUAGUUUGUUUUUUCGUUCAGGAGAUGUUUUCCAUCUUCUUUUGAGAUUCCUGACCCAUGGUCUAUAAGUAAGGAAAACGAUAUUUGUGCUUCUAUUUAUGUCUCAUAACUCCUACAACUUGAGACCUCCCCCGCUUCUUAACCUUACCCCUCUGUCUGAGUCGUCCCCAAACAGAUACAUCCUAGGCCUUUAUGGUGUUAAAUAACACUGUAAGGAAUUUCAGGGGGUUAUCUUCAGCAAUCUGUCUUUUGGGAGUUGUAGUGCAAAGGCCAAAGCCCAUUAUUAUAAAGGCCCUCUUGGAGGACUAAGGAGGAAGAUACUAAUUAUGAUAAAAGGACUAUAAAACUUUAAAACUCAACAGCAUUUUUAACCUCAAAACUGAAGAAAUGAAAAACAGCAUUCGCUUUUUAAAAACUCCUGAAAAUAAUGUGUAUGUGGUUUAAGAUUUAAAAGCAAGGAACUUACGUAGCACAUUAUGAGAUGAAUAGAAAAGGCUAAGAAUGAGUGGUGAGGAACAUCACCAUACAUCUGGUGAGAAACUAAAAUAAUGUGUCUGCCCAGUAACACAAUAUUUCAUUUAUCUGACAAGCUAAAAGGGUAUGAUUUCUAUUCAUUGGUAAGCCAAGUUGCUUUAACUCAUCCCUAAUUUGGAUGGCAAAAGGGUGUAGCUCCUGAUUUGCUUCUUUACUUUAUAAUAGCAUAACUGUUAGUUAUUUAGGGCAAAUAUACUAUUGGAAUAGAAUUUACAAAGGAUGUGACUUGCAUUUGAAGAUAUUGGCAAAUUUCCUUAUGGAUUCUGUAACAACUCAUCAAAUUAGUAUUGAUUUUUAAUUUAAGAUUAGCACACAGGGAAAUAAAACAUUUGCAAUUGGUAGAUCUAUGUAAGAUGUUUGUGUGUGGUAUUAAUAGCUUGACAAAAGAUUUGGAAAAAGGCUUUGAGAAUGAGAAAAGUCCUCAUGAGUACAUCUCAGCCUUCACGCUUGAUGUCUUUCAAAGAGAACAAGAGAUUUUUCCAUCUUGAGAAAACAUGGAAAGUUAUGAUUUAUGCCCAUAUGUACUAUAAGGAGAGAAUUUUCCUUUUUGCUGUUGGUAAUUUGAGAUGACAUCACAAUACGAGUAUAAUUUUUUAUUAAUAUUUUUGGAUAAAAUUUAGCAAUAUUGUACAAAUGUUAUUUCCUUUAGGUUUUUACUGUAAAUAUUAAUCACCAUGUCAUUUCAAAGACUAGCCUUUUAUUGCAUUAAAUGACAUAUACAUUGAUAAUUGUAAUUAUAUAUCUGUAUUUUAUUAAAAAGUACUUAAGAAAUUAUAUUAAAGUAUGUUAUUAAACU
Loxodonta africana (African savanna elephant) is the source of this 4622-nucleotide messenger RNA. RefSeq names its product T-box transcription factor 18 (gene TBX18). Gene Ontology annotation, biological process: cell fate specification; somitogenesis; positive regulation of DNA-templated transcription. The record is from RefSeq and is a predicted model, not a curated record. Gene Ontology annotation, molecular function: RNA polymerase II cis-regulatory region sequence-specific DNA binding; DNA-binding transcription factor activity, RNA polymerase II-specific. The transcript is spliced from 9 exons. Bases 1 to 2307 code for a protein of 768 amino acids. Gene Ontology annotation, cellular component: nucleus. NCBI's taxonomy places the organism in Eukaryota, Metazoa, Chordata, Mammalia, Proboscidea, Elephantidae.